Molecule: messenger RNA, 1300 nt
Organism: Guyanagaster necrorhizus
Lineage: Eukaryota; Fungi; Basidiomycota; Agaricomycetes; Agaricales; Physalacriaceae
Exons: 1
Coding region: 101-1045 (314 amino acids)
Source: RefSeq, a predicted model, not a curated record
CUCCCUUAUUUUCUUCUAUUUUCCCCCGCAUUCCUAACCGCUCUUGACGUCUUUCCACCACUACUGCGGCGCUCAAUAUCCCAACAAUCGCGUUGUAAACAUGUCUACGCGUCCUGGCCCUCUCAGAGAGUGGCCGCUCGAACGCUUCUUGCCAGCAGGCUCUAGUUUACCACCUACGAGCCUUUUCAAACCAAACAGGCCACAGAAACGGGCACAUUCUCCCACCCCAACGCCUUUCAGUCCUACAAAACGUCGAAUUCUCUUUGGUGAAGGCGUUUUCUUGCCAGAGAAGACUGUAAAGAGCCCUUUACGACGACGUCUAGCCUCUCCUGCUCGCUUCACAGAGAUUCUCCAAGGACCAGGAAGCCCGGCAAAGAAGCUUGAUUUUGGCUCAGUCAGAGGGCCUUUAAGCUGUGCUUCGCUUUUCCCUUCGGCAGAAUCUGAGGAAGAUGGCCCUUCAUCGUCACGCCACAGACUGGCGCCCUCCCCACGUCUUUCUAGCUCCUCGAUGCAGAAAGAAGGAGUGACUGGAACUGAGACACCUCGUCCUGCUCCCUCAUCCAUUGUCUCUUGGUCAACAUCAUUGCUACCUUCACGAGACCCUAUCAUUCUACCCACAGACCAUUCUAUCCACUACCCUGGCUUUGACGUGUAUCCAGACGCGGAUAUUGACAUGCUGCCUUCUGCCAUCCUUCCACCACCUCCAGAUCUCUCCAAAGAAUCUCAUAAGGAGAAUUUGCCGCCACGUAGGAGGACAAAGAAAGCGUCUGCCGUUGUGGAACAAGGGGAGCCUAUCGCAUGGUCUGCAGACCCAAAGACGCAGGAGCUCCAAAGGAAGUACAUGCUGAAAUCAACGCUAGUACAACCACCUCCGCUGCCUGUUACACCCAAGAAGACUCCAAGCGAGGUGCUUCACGUUACUGCUACGCCGUGUCGGUACCACACACGAUCUUCGGACAGGGAGCCGACACUGACGGCGUCUGAGCAAAAGAGGAGGCGGUAUAUCAUGGAGGCAGAGGCGGAUGAGAAGGCUGGAGAUCUGUAGUUUGCGUGAUAAGCCGGCACGUAUUCCCCUUCUCGCACAUCACUUCACUCAUUUCAUCACCAAGCAUAUCUAUUGCGUUAUUUUUCUGUCCGCUAUCAACGUUUCCUCUUCGAAACCGAUCCUCUUCUAGCAACAAUCAUACGUACAUACUAUAAGCUAUACAUAUUGCUACCAGCAUCUAGCAACUCGUCUUGGUUAUUUGUAUAUCUAUUUUGGUCGGCUCCGUACACAAUUGGAUAGUAAUUUCGCCUCGGA